This is a messenger RNA of Vicia villosa (hairy vetch), 2070 nucleotides long. RefSeq lists its product as uncharacterized. The transcript has 3 exons. The record is from RefSeq and is a predicted model, not a curated record. Lineage: Eukaryota; Viridiplantae; Streptophyta; Magnoliopsida; Fabales; Fabaceae. The coding region runs from base 1 to 2070 and encodes 689 amino acids.
AUGGAACCUCCACAUUUUACCAACGAACAAACCCCAGCUUUUCUGGCUAGGAAAAGAAGAAGGCUCACGUUGAACACAAAGAAAAACAUCUCUGGCAUUGUUAGUUCCUCUCUAUCGUCUCAUCAACAUCUCACACCCGUGCCAAAUUUGCUAACAUACCAAAAUAUUAACACUACACCUCCUACCACAACCCAACACCAAUUUCCUGUAUCAACUAGCCAUCACAUAAGAAACAUCCUUCCAUUUGACUAUACCAAUAAGGAAAAUGUAUCCCCAUAUUUCAUGCAAAAUCAAACAACUACUCCCAUUCCAACUAUGUCAUCCACGAAACAUGCACCUUUACAGACAACUGGAUCAAUUUCCUGUCAUACAGCUUCUUCUAGCCGUCCCCUAAAAUGCAAAAACACUGCAAAGACACCAUUUUUUACUCUUCCGCUUAGACAAAAUCUUAUAAAGAGCUUCAAUAAAACCACUCAUACUCAUAAACCAACUAUAAAUGCCAAUACCAACCCCCAGACAACACCACAAACAAUGCAGUCCCGUACCCCACAGUCUCAAUUUUAUACAACAUUGGCUGCUGCUGAUUACUCAAGCGAUGAUUCGAGCACCCAAUCUGAUGAGGAUAAUGCUAUGGAUAACAAUUCUGAUUCGGAUGGAGGUCAACUUGCGGUUCCUUUAGUCAAUUGCCAUGAUGAAGUUUACUCUGAUAUUGGAGAUCCUGUAUGGGAGUGCAAACACUGUGAUGCCUAUAUGUGGUAUCAGGAGCGUAAAGGGAAGUCAAGACAUACAACUAUUCCAAAUUUCAGUUUAUGCUGUAAGGGAGGCAAAAUUGUUGUGCCAUUAUUGGUAACACCACCACCACUUCUUAACACUCUUCUAUUUGAUCCCAAUUUGAAAGAUGCAAACAACUUCCAAAACAACAUACGAACCUACAACGCAAUGUUUUCAUUUACAUCCCCUGGAAUGAAGUUUGACACUUCCAUCAAUGAAGGCGGAGAUCCUCCAACAUUACGAAUGCAUGGACAAACUUGCCAUCGAAUCGGCAGCUUGCUUCCUGAACAAGGAGAACUACCAAAAUAUGCUCAACUGGACAGCAAUAAUGUUGACAGGUCUAUUGUUAGUAAGUUGAAGUUGAUGUUAGAUGAAUAUAAUCCUCAUGCCAAAGCUUUUAGAAUGUCAAGGGAUAUGAUUAAACAAACAGGUUUCCAAGAUAUCAAACUGAAACUUAUUUCAGAACGAUCUUCAGAUGGUCGUGUCUAUAACCAUCCCACCGUAUCAGAGGUUGCUGCUCUUAUCGUUGGUGAUGUCGACACCGCAUCUAAGAGAGACAUUAUUGUUCGACACCGUGACGGUCAUCUACAAAGGAUAGAUGAGUUUCAUUCAGCUUAUCUGGCCUAUCAAUAUCCAAUGAUAUUUGCAUAUGGAGAAGAUGGAUACAGAGAUAAUAUACUACACAAGUAUAAACAUGAACAGGAAGUUACAAAGCAAAAUCGUCAAACUAUCACCGAUUGGUUGUGUUUCCGAUUGCAUGAACGCAAAGGCAAGGCUAGGACACUUCUUCAUUCAAGGAGACUAUUUCAACAGUUUUUAGUCGAUGGAUAUACCAUGAUGGAAUCAGAAUGUCUUAACUGGUUGAGAAAAAAUCAAUCCAAGCUAAGAGUUGGGAAAUAUACAAAGCUUAAUGAACAAGUGUCUGGGAGCGCCACAGAACAACCACAUUCUAAAACUGGAAGAAGAAUUGUCUUACCAUCCUCAUUUGUAGGUAGCAAGAGAUACAUGGAUCAGUUGUAUUUCGACGGAAUGGCUAUUUCCAGUGCUAUUGGUUUCCCUGAUUUAUUUUUAACUUUUACCUGCAAUCCUAAAUGGCCUGAGAUUACACGUCACCUAUCCAUGAGGAAUUUAAACCCAGCAGAUCGCCCAGACAUAGUUUCAAAGGUCUUCAAAAUGAAGUUUGACGACCUAAUGGUUGACAUAACAAAGCGACAUGUUCUUGGCAAAGUCCUGGCCUGUAAGAUUUUUAAUCCAUAUGAUAUCUUUUAUUUAUCAACUACAUCUUGCUUAUUACUAUAA